AUGUACCAACAAGAAUUCUUAAAUUCAAUUUCACCUUCUGGUAUGCCCCCACAUCAGUUAACUAUAAAAAAAGGUGCUCCCAUUAUGCUUUUGAGAAAUAUUGACCCUACGAUGGGAUUGUGCAAUGGUACACGAUUGACUUGCCGUGGAUCAUAUAACAACCUUAUUGACGCAGAGAUUUUAACUGGUCAAUUUGCUGAAACUAGAGUAUUCUUACCAAGAAUAUCUCUAAAGAGUGCCGAGAGUUCUGGACUCCAUUUUGAGAUGACAAGAAAACAAUUCCCUGUAAAGUUGAGUUUUGCACUUACUAUAAAUAAAUCACAAGGGCAAACGAUACCGAAUGUUGGCAUCUACCUUCCAGAUCAUGUAUUCAGUCAUGGGCAGUUAUAUGUCGCUUUAUCACGAGGAAUUUCAGAGGAUACCACCAAAGUGUUAGUCAAGAAAGGUUCAUUUGAAGGCGAGGAAGGGGUGUUCACAACAAAUGUUGUUUAUAAAGAGAUUUUGCUUCCUUCAAGUUAA
This is a messenger RNA of Rosa chinensis, 519 nucleotides long. Its product is annotated as ATP-dependent DNA helicase PIF1-like. The transcript has a single exon. The record is from RefSeq and is a predicted model, not a curated record. NCBI's taxonomy places the organism in Eukaryota, Viridiplantae, Streptophyta, Magnoliopsida, Rosales, Rosaceae. Bases 1 to 519 code for a protein of 172 amino acids.